This is a messenger RNA of Ostertagia ostertagi, 681 nucleotides long. Lineage: Eukaryota; Metazoa; Nematoda; Chromadorea; Rhabditida; Trichostrongylidae. The record is from the annotation of a GenBank genome assembly.
AUGGAAGCAAUCUCUGAGGAAAAACCUGCCGAUGAGGGUAAGCGGCGUAGCCUAGCUGUCAAGAAGUACGACUUCGGAGCGAUAAGCGAUGCUGUUAUCAAAGACAUUGAGGGGAAAAUGAACUACAGAGUGAACCGCUUGUUACGCGUGAUGGUGGACCUUCUUCAUCCCGAUGCAAGGUCUUUAUUAGACUGUAUUGGAGUUUCUUGUGAAGAAUUCUAUCGACUCUGCUCCCGAUUUGCCAAGGUUGACUUCAGUAGCGCAAGAGACCUAGACAUCACCAGUGUCGACGAGGACCUUUUGCAGCGACUUUAUGAGCGUAUCAUAGGAGCUUGGUUGGGUCUGUCGUUCAAUACUGUUCCACUGUUAUCUGAGAAAGCGCUGUUGGCUGACAAUUUGAUCAAUUUUAGUCGUCUAGAUUUGGACAUCUUCCAGGCUGAGGGCAUUGAUCCUCAUAAGGAGCUCGCCAUGAUUUUUGACGUUGCUGAUGAUUUUCGUAAUGUCCCAGAGCUCCAUACAAAAAGAUACGCCUGGUUGAUGUUACGAGAAUCGAUGAAUUCUGGUUUUGGCGAGGUUGGAGCGUCGUGGCUGUCGGGAACGGUCCAUCGCGGACGUGAUGCAAUGAGCGUGUUGGAGCUGCGAUGGUUGCUGAGUGGUGUGGCCGGCAGUGUUUUCUCUUAG